Molecule: messenger RNA, 1199 nt
Organism: Ilyonectria robusta
Lineage: Eukaryota; Fungi; Ascomycota; Sordariomycetes; Hypocreales; Nectriaceae
Exons: 3
Source: RefSeq, a predicted model, not a curated record
AUUGUUAAACUUGACUGUUGGUCUACUCGCAAGCCUGCCCCGAAACGGCAGACCAAACCACACUCCAUGCAACUUCCUCUAACUUGACGACCAAGUUGGGUUGCAGCCCGCCUUCGAUAUGCCUUGCUUUCGGGGACUCGACGUCUCCAUUGUCACGCAUCCUGGUACCAAGAAACUCCCCGAGUUUCCUCAUUCUGACGCCUCGUCUGUCCGGAUCCUCCCGCCGACUAGAUGCACAUCGAGCUCCUGGGAGUCUGAAGCAGGCGGUUCGAACGUAGAUUCGUCCCGAAUCCAAAAGGUGAACCCACUAGUUUCUGUAUACAUCCCAUCUGCACCAGGCUCCCAGUUCGGGGUUCACUACUCGAUCAAUCGGAUACCAGAACCCCCAUGCCAACUCUACUUCAAGAUCUUUCUGAACGGAAGGAGCAUCGCAAGCUGGGGAAUCAACCCUGCUGUUCAGUCAUCCGGCUCCGUUACACGUGCCCUUUUUGAACCGGAUGAUCGCUGGCACUACAAAGAGGACGGAGUCCUUCACCGGAGAGAGGGCAUCGAGGCCCGCUGCUUCUACUUUUUGCCCAAUUCCAGCAGGGCUUCAGUAGCAGAGGACGGAGGCCUAAUUGAGGUUCAAGUCUUUCGAUCCAAGGGUCGCAAGCGACGGGCUCCGGUAUUGGGCCAGCACCGAGGCCAGGAAUCGUACGGCAUAGCCUCGCCAUCCGGAGGUCUCUUGGAGAGUCCAGAAAAUGCCUACUAUUACGAUUGGCUGUUGAUCGACCCUAGGGAAUUCCCGUUUGUUUCCUUCCGCUUCCACUACCGCUCAUGGACAAACCUUCGCCAGUUGAGUCUGGUCCCGGCACAUGCAAUUCUCAAUGGCUCCGACACUGAUGACGACCACGUCAAGUCACACAAUAACACCCCCGUUUCCUCUCGGGAAGAGCACACAGACAACUCCGGCUCUGCUCUCGCCCUAGGUGGGAAUACAUUGGAGGAUAAAAAUGAGGAAGAUCUCGUAGCGAGGCUCUUGAACCUGCUGCAACUACCAGCUCCAACAUACCUACCAUCAUUGAAAACGAAGACGAUAAUCAAGUCUUUGCCUCAUGCAUCUACCUAUCGCCCCCUUCCUGAAAUUCCUGAGGUAGGUGCAGCCUCGAGGAAAUCAUACGAAUCCUACACGCCUUCGAUCGCGCCUUCUCUACUUCCUU